AUGGAUGAUGUUCUCAGCUCAGCUCCAGCCGUGAUACUGCUUAUCAGCAUAUGGAAAAUAUUCGGACAGUUCUUCAUCCGCUCUCCACUCGACAAUAUUCCCGGGCCCCCGCGUGGAGAGUUCCUCUAUGUGUUGCACAAGAGCAUCGGCUGGGGAUUCAUCCAAAACCUCACAGAGUCUUACCCCGGCAUUGCCAAGCUCCAUGGUCCUCUCGGUCAUCGCAUGCUCUACGUCUGGGAUCCUGCAGCGUUGCACCACAUCGUAGUCAAAGACCAGUAUAUCUACGAGGAGGCCGCAUGGUUCAACCUCCUCCGCUUCGGCCCCGGCCUCCUCGCGACGCUCGGCGACACCCACCGGCGGCAGCGCAAGCUCCUCAACCCCACCGCGAUCGGGCGCCGCGUCGGCGCAUCCCCGGGCGGCGUCCCGGUCGAGCUCGACGUGCUCGCGUGGAUGGGCCGCACCGCGCUCGAGCUCAUCGGCCAGGCCGGCCUCGGGCACUCGUUCGACCCGCUCACGGCGGACACCCCGGACGAGUUCGCGACGAUCGUCAAGUCGUUCGGGCCGUCGCUCGUGCUGAUGAACCACCUCCGCCGCGUCCUGCCUUACAUCCCCAGCAUCGGUCCGCCGGCGUUCCAGGCGAAGGUGGUCGAGCUCUUCCCGCACAGGGGCAUACAGGGCGUCAAGAGGUUCAUUGACAGGCUGCACGACGAGAGCCUGAAGAUCUACCGCGGGAAGAUCGCCGCGAUGGAGAAGGGCAACGAGGAAGUCCUGAAGCAGGUCGGAGAGGGCAAGGACGUGAUGAGCAUCUUGAUCAGAGCCAACAUGGAAGCUUCCGAGGAGGACAGACUCCCUGAGGAAGAAGUCAUCGCACAGAUCUCGACGUUCAUCUUCGCUGCCAUGGACACCACCUCGAACGCGCUCGCCCUGACGCUCCAGGAGCUCGGCGACCACCCGGAGGCGCAAGACCGCGUGCGCGCCGAGAUCCUCGCCGCGCUCGACGGCCGCGAGACGCUCGAGCACGACGAGCUCGUCGCGCUCCCGUUCCUCGACGCCGUCUGCCGCGAGACCCUCCGCCUGCACGCGCCCGUGACCCAGGUGUUCCGCGAGACGCGCCAGGACGUCGUCCUCCCGCUUUCGCAGCCGAUCCGCGGCGUCGACGGCGCGCUCGUCCGCGAGAUCGCCGUCCCGCGCGACACGACCGUCGCGAUCGGCAUCCUCUCCGCGAACCGGAACAAGGCCGUCUGGGGCGAGGACGCGGAGGCGUGGCGGCCGGAGCGGUGGCUCCAGCCGCUCCCGGCGACCGUCCAGGACGCGAAGGUGCCCGGGAUCUACUCCAACCUCAUGACGUUCUUGGGCGGCGGGCGGGCGUGCAUUGGCUUCAAGUUUUCGCAGCUGGAGAUGAAGUGCGUGCUGUGCUUGCUCCUCGCCAAGUUCACGUUUGCGUGGUCGGACAAGCCCGUCACGUGGAACCUCUCCAACGUCCGCUUCCCGACGGUGGGCAACAACCCGAAGCCCUCCAUGCCGAUGAUGGUUGGGCUGUACCAACCCGCGCCCGCCCCCACCGUGUCUGCUUGA
This is a messenger RNA of Epithele typhae, 1575 nucleotides long. Its product is annotated as cytochrome P450. Gene Ontology annotation, molecular function: monooxygenase activity; iron ion binding; oxidoreductase activity, acting on paired donors, with incorporation or reduction of molecular oxygen. The record is from RefSeq and is a predicted model, not a curated record. The transcript has 13 exons. NCBI's taxonomy places the organism in Eukaryota, Fungi, Basidiomycota, Agaricomycetes, Polyporales, Epitheliaceae. Bases 1 to 1575 code for a protein of 524 amino acids.